This is a messenger RNA of Humulus lupulus (European hop), 1129 nucleotides long. RefSeq names its product calcineurin B-like protein 10. The coding region runs from base 24 to 830 and encodes 268 amino acids. Gene Ontology annotation, biological process: calcium-mediated signaling. The transcript has 9 exons. NCBI's taxonomy places the organism in Eukaryota, Viridiplantae, Streptophyta, Magnoliopsida, Rosales, Cannabaceae. The record is from RefSeq and is a predicted model, not a curated record. Gene Ontology annotation, molecular function: calcium ion binding; kinase binding.
GUUAAAAAGCUUGAAAAAACGCCAUGACCAAGAAUCAAAGAUUGAGACCGAGUUUUCUCUUUAGAACUGACAUGAACUCCUCUUUCAGCUCUCUGAGCUCGAGCUCGAGCUCGCUGGGGAUAGGCGAUGUUCUUUGUACGAUGGUGACGAUAUUAAGUGGCGUUAUUGAGGUUAUGAUAUUCACCAUCGCCGGCUGUUGCUUUGGUCUCCACCGUCCACGAAACUGCAUCUCUUACAAAGUCAACGACGUCGUUCGUCUAGCAAACAACUCUCUCUUUAGUGUAAACGAAAUCGAGGCCUUGCGUGAAUUGUUCAACAAGUUAAGCAACUCGAUCAUUGAAGAUGGCCUAAUUCAUAAGGAAGAGCUUAGAUUGGCGAUUUUCAAAACUGCUGCAGGUGAAAAUCUUUUUCUGGAUAGAGUAUUUGAUGUUUUUGAUAAGAAGAAAAAUGGAGUCAUUGAAUUUGAGGAGUUUGUCCAUGCACUUAGCAUAUUUCAUCCUAGUGCCCCUCUAAUGGACAAGAUUGAUUUCGCAUUUAGAUUGUAUGAUUUGAGGCAAACUGGGUUUAUCGAACGGGAAGAAGUGAGGCAGAUGGUAGAGGCCACAUUGUUGGAAUGUGAUAUGAAAGUAUCAGAGGAAACUGUUGAGGCUAUCGUUGACAAGACAUUUGCAGAUAUUGAUGUUGAUAAUGAUGGUAAAAUAAACAAGGAUGAAUGGCAAGCUUUUGUUCUUGGGCAACCAAAACUCCUCAAGAACAUGACACUCUAUCAAUUAAAAGAUAUUACCACCAUGUUUCCAAGCUUCAUCUUCAACACUGAAGUUGAAGACUGAAAAAGGGUAGUUAAUUGGUUACUUCUAUUCAAACAAGUACUGUCCACCACCACCUGCCACAGUGGGGUGGCCACUUGUGCCAUUCUGAGAUAUUUGAAGCUGGGCAAAAAAAAAGUGGCAUCAUCACCUCUCAAUUUUUUAAUUUUUUUUUAAAUUAAGCAACCGCAACUGAUUUGUAAGCUGUCUUCGAAAUGUAAAUGUAAAUAUGAAUAUAUAUUAACAUUGUGGAUGUCAUCAUAAUUUGAGUUAUCAAUUUCCUAGGGCUUUUCGUAGGAAAUGUGUUCGACCAAGAUGAUCAA